Molecule: messenger RNA, 1037 nt
Organism: Chara braunii
Lineage: Eukaryota; Viridiplantae; Streptophyta; Charophyceae; Charales; Characeae
Source: the annotation of a GenBank genome assembly
GAUAUCGGCAAAACUUCAAGAAGAAGAAAAGAAGAAACAGGAGUUAGAAGUGGAAGAACGUUGACUGAAAGAGAAGCAGGAUAGAGAAGAAUUUCAGAGGGAGAUGAAUGAAACUUGGAAUGCGAAGUUUGAAGCGAUGUGGGGGGCGAUGAAGACUGGCCCAAAUGUCGGAGCUAACGUAGACGAGAUAGACAAGUUGAAGAAGCAAAUUGAAUCACUUCAGAUCAAGAACUCCCAAUGGUCUACAAGGGGUCCUUCCACUAGUCGGUCUACGGGCGGAGACGAUGCCUUUCUGGCACGAUUGGUACAAGAACAAGAAGUCAUGAAGCAAAAGAUGGAAUCGGCGUUCAGAGCUUGUGGGAAGAUGGAGAACAUGGAAGAGGAGAUUCGGAAUCUAAAGAAAUCUCGGGAAGACGCUUUGGCGGAAGCAGAGAAUUGGAAGAAGGAAGCCUUGCGAACCGGAAAUCUUGAACAGCUGCGACAACUCCAUAACAUGGAAGUGGAAGCACUCAAAGGGCUGCAGCAACGGGAGUUGAAUUGGAGAAGGGAAGCGGAACAAGAAAAUGCGAGACUCAAGGAAGAACUGGCGAAACACAAAGAAGAAGCACCGAAGUCAACAUUCCGAGAGAAAUUGGAGGAGGCUGGCGAGAGAGAUGUAUCUACUGCGAAGAGAACAAGCAAAGGGAGAAAAAAUGCAGACAAAGAAGAAGAUUCUGAUCAGGAGUCGAAACGGGCGAAGUUCAUCAGCGACGCGAAGAAGGACAUGCGUGGCAAAAAGAAAGAUGCAAUGGUGGAAAUUUGGUCAAAAGAGGGGAUCAAGUAUACCACGUUGAAUGAUACUAUAGGUGAAAUUAUAGCAAAGAGGGUGGAAAGAGCUUUCGGGAAGAGACCUGCUAUUCAGGAAGUAUCCGAUGACGUGGCAGGGGAGCCGCUUGAAGAACAGGCAGAGGCCCGGAGGGAUUCCGCUACUUCUUAGGAUCCCUCCCGAACGCGGCAGAUCUUUGGUCCUUAGCUACUCGAUGUGCAUCUAUUCGAUC